ACACACACACACACACACUCACGCGCGCGCGCAUGCAGCGGCGUCAGAGCUCUUCGCCUUUUCUCAGAAAGGGGUUGGACAGUAGUACAUGCGUGUGUGUGAGUGUGUGAGAGAGUGUGUGUGUUUUCCUGCCACGAUGAGCAGCUGCAGCUUCGUGAACAUGGCGACAAUAGGAGACUUCGACCCGCUCAACGCCACCGUCCCCGCCACCAAAGUUGAAAUCACGGUCUCUUGCAGAAACCUGCUCGACAGGGACACUUUCUCCAAAUCAGAUCCAAUCUGUGUGCUGUACACCCAAGGCAUCGGCAACAAGGAAUGGAGGGAGUUUGGGAGGACAGAAGUCAUAGAUAACACGCUAAACCCAGACUUUGUGCGCAAGUUCAUUCUGGACUACUUCUUCGAAGAGAGACAGAACCUUCGGUUUGAUCUGUACGAUGUGGACUCAAAGAGCACCAAUCUUUCCAAACAUGACUUCCUGGGACAGGCAUGCUGUACUCUGGGUGAGAUCGUGGGCUCCCUGGGGAGUCGACUAGAGAAGCCUCUCGGGGGCAUUCCUGGAAAGAAAUGUGGCACCAUCAUUGUGAAGGUUGAGGAACUGAACAAUUGCAGAGAAUCCGUAAUGAUGCAAUUUUGUGGCAACAAGCUGGACAAGAAGGAUUUCUUUGGCAAAUCUGACCCUUUCCUUGUGUUUUACCGGAGCAACGAGGAUGGAACAUUCACCAUUUGUCAUAAGACAGAAGUUGUGAAGAACACCUUGAACCCUGUAUGGCAGGCUUUCAAGAUCCCUGUCAGAGCCUUGUGCAAUGGAGACUAUGACAGAACAAUCAAGAUUGAAGUGUAUGACUGGGACAGAGAUGGCAGCCACGAUUUCAUUGGCGAGUUUAGCACAAGCUACAGAGAGUUGUCCAGAGGGCAGUCCCAGUUUAAUGUAUAUGAGGUCAUUAAUCCAAAGAAAAAAGGCAAGAAGAAAAAAUACCUCAAUUCAGGAACGGUAACACUUCUGUCAUUCCUAGUGGAUACUGAAGUCACCUUCCUAGACUACAUUAAGGGCGGGACUCAGAUUAAUUUCACCGUGGCAAUUGAUUUCACCGCCUCAAACGGCAACCCUGCCCAACCAACUUCCCUGCACUACAUGAGUCCAUACCAGCUGAAUGCUUACGGCAUGGCUCUCAAAGCUGUGGGAGAGAUCAUUCAGGACUAUGACAGUGAUAAGAUGUUCCCAGCACUGGGCUUCGGUGCCAAGCUGCCCCCUGACGGGCGUGUAUCCCACGAAUUCGCACUAAAUGGAAACCCACAGAACCCAUACUGUAAUGGAAUAGAUGGUGUAAUGGAGGCGUACUACCAAAGCCUGAAGUCUGUGCAGCUUUACGGCCCCACCAACUUCUCCCCCGUCAUCAACCACGUAGCAAGGUACGCUGCAUCUGUGAAAGACGGUUCUCAGUAUUUUGUCCUCCUCAUCAUCACAGACGGAGUCAUCUCUGACAUGGCCCAGACCAAAGAGUCCAUUGUUAACGCUUCAUGUCUUCCCAUGUCCAUUAUCAUCGUUGGGGUUGGACCAGCAGAGUUUGAUGCGAUGAUUGAGUUGGAUGGGGAUGAAGUCAGGAUCUCAUCCAGAGGCAGAUAUGCAGAAAGGGACAUUGUGCAGUUUGUCCCAUUUCGGGAUUACAUUGACCGAACAGGGAACCACAUCCUCAGCAUGGCGCGUCUGGCAAAGGAUGUGCUGGCCGAGAUCCCAGACCAGUUCCUGUCCUACAUGAGAACCAGAGGCAUCAAACCUUUACCCGCACCACCUCCAUACACACCACCAGGACAGCCGCUACAGACCCAGAUCUGACCCACUCUCAUUUGUAUCGCUCUUUUUCUCUCUGAAGAUCCAAAUGAUGUGGAGGGGCACUUCUCCCCUUUCAUUAUCUGUCUCUCUCAUGUUGCACUAUAGGCACUAGAAGGAUGAAGACACCGUGGCCAAACAGGGCCAGUGAGGCCUGAUUUACUUCCAUUACAAGCGUUCUUCUGUCAGGGUCUCUCUCUCUCUCUCUCUCUCUCUCUCUCUCUCUCUCUCUCUCUCUCUCUCUCUCUCUCUCUCUCUCUCUCUCUCUCUCUAUCUGUUAGUUUCUCUCUUUCUCUUUGUCAGAGCCUGGCUUAUAUCUUGUAGCCUCACUAAAAUGGACUGAGCUUGACCUUUGUUCGGGCUCCAUGUUGGACUAAGGAGGGAUCAGUUGACAUUGUUUUGUCGGAGCUGCAUGCUUUUCCAGGAGAAGGGCCGAGGUUCUUAGUCCUCUGGCCGCAAAUCACUCGACUGUUGUAAAUAACUUUGGAAACUGAUAAUUUUCCUUUUACUUAUGUAUAUUCCUCUCUUUCUCUCUUUCUCUCUCUCUCUCUCUCUAUCUCUCUCUCUCUCUCUCUCUCUCUCUCUCUCUCUCUCUCUCUCAGCUCUCACUCAGUGUUUACAUGUUGAUGAUUUUCUUACUGUUGGAUACUUUUCUAUAAGCGUAAACUUUCAGUAUGAACUUUGGAAUACAACUUCUAUCUGCGUUUUGUCUUUGCCACGCAUGUCAGGCACUUACUGUCACAUUAAGCGCAUUGCAUGGCAUGGAGUAACAGCCAGCUCCGCUUCGUGGUGCAUGAAGGCCAUGUUUGACCUCAUCCUUUUUUCUUUUUCAGUCUUUCUUUCCUUUAUUCUUCUCCUUCUCCUCUCUCACAUCACCCUGGCACAAGCGUGGUGUGUGUGUGUGUGUGUGUGUGUGUGUGUGUGUGUGUGUGUGUGUGUGUGUGUGUGUGUGUGUGUGUGUGUGUGUGUGUGUGUGUGUGUGUGUGUGUGUGUGUGUGUGUGGUGUCAAAACUUUAGCAGCUGCUCUCAAAUAGGAUUUGAGACUAUGAGCCCAGUGGUCAAAAACAUAGAUGCCAUUGUUUUUCUUCCAUUUCUGUCUUGUUCAUAGUUAGCAAAAGAUAGUACGGGUGUUUUAUUGGUUUGUAAAUCAGUGUUGUUUAAAAAAAGAGUCUUAUUAUAAUUUAAAUUACUUAGAGUUUCCCAAUGAUGUGGAUAAAAAUCACAGUUCAUUUUAAUUCACCUGGACAUUGUUGGUGCAGGAUUUGAGUGUUCAUAGUACAGUAUUUCUCCAGAGGAACAUCUGUACUAACAGAAUAAUAAGAUUAAUUAACCCCACUUUCAGACACCAAGAUAUUAUUAAAGCAUAAUUCAAGUUAUAACAUAAUAUUUGUAUUUAUUUCUAUAUUUAAGCCAGUGAAAUCUUCCUUCUAUGCUGCGCAGCCUUAAACCACACUAAGAUCUAAAAAAGGUUAAAAUCAAAUAUAUACAAGAUAGACACAAGAUGUUUUAGUAACCGGUCACGCCUUACUUUAUGAAAACUUGAUACAAAAAUAAUACUUAAUAUUAUAUAGGAAUAAUUCUUUGUAAUACAGAUUUUUCAGCUGGAUCGAUGUCUGUUGUGUCUGUAGUGUAUGUGAAAUUAUCACAGACUCAUCACAUAGAUUUCUAAAUAUAACAAGAAUUUCUCAACUUUUCCAUGUAGUGAGAGUUUAGUUAUACACAAAUUUCAGCAUAAACAUGAUUAAUUAUAAAACCUUCUUUCACCUUCUCAAAUUUGUCUGCAAAAAAUAUGUAUUUAACUGCUCCAGCAACUGAUCUUACACUGUUAUUGCUGAAUUUCAACUAAACAAGGUUUUACAUUUAUUUUACAGUGCAGGAAAAUACAAGAUUCUGGAGAAAUUCUUUAAAUAAACUCAAAGUUCAGUAUUUGAUAUAACUGGAAUAUCCUGGACCUCUCUUCUUUGAAAUGUAAUAACUGAUGAAUUAAACAUAAAUCUGAAAAUAAAAACAUAAAAAAAAGUAUAUUCUUAAUAACAUUUAAUACCUUAACAUUUUAGGCAACUCAAAAAGUCUGCUUUUUGAAUUGUAAUUAAAACCUUUUUUAUUUUUAUUUUUUAUUUUAAACAAGUCUGUGAUUCCUUCCAGUUUCUGACAAGAUUUCUGUUAUACACAAGCCUUCAUUUAAAAAAAAAUAAAUAAAUCUUUCAGUUUGAACAAAUCUAUGUUGGAGGCUUAUUAUGUUUCAAGUAGCAUUAAGUCAUUAUAAUUAAGUAUUGAAUAAUUAAUGGCCAAUAUUUGUCUUCUUUUUUAAAGUCAUGUCUCAGGCUCAGUUUUUUUUCACACACAAAAAAAGUUUAAAAAAAAGCCAGAGUUCAGGCCUCUUUGCUAUUCAUUAAAUAAUGUGAAUGGCAUAAUAUGUAGCAAAUGGAAUUUAAAGACAAAAACGGACACCUCAUCAAAUUUGUUCCCAGUUCUGUAGUCACAGACUAGCAUAGCUGAGUGUAGCCGAGUGUUUUGGAUGACGACUGAUUCUACAGUGUUUCAUGUAGCUCAAUGCCUCUGUGAAUGGGAGCAUGGAUCACAACUUACUUUCUCAUUUGAGAGUAAUAUGAAUUUAAUGCCUGAUGAUAUGCCAUUAAUUGCAAUCAGGAAUUUAUACAAUUUAGAACUGAUUUACAAUCUUAAACAGUCUUAAAACUUUUAUAAAGGCUUCAUAAAUACAAAUCUUAUAUGAACUACAUGCCGUGUGUGUUUGUGUGUGUGUCUGUGUGUGCGUGCGUGCGUGCAUGUGUGUGUGUGCAAGUGCAAACAUUAACAUCAGGAGUACCAGCUGAGAUUUUUUUGCUCCUUGGCAGCUACUUGGCUGCGCCCCUCAGUCCAACUAUGGUUUGCAAACUAGCUUUGCCAACCACAUUACUCUGUGUGUGUGUCUGUGUCUGUGUGUGUGUGUGUGUGGAUGUGCAUGAGUGCUGGUGAUGAAGAACUAAUCUGGCAGGAUCCAUCAGAGGUGUGAUUUCAUUCACAUAAACUCUUGUUUACUGAAAAUAUCCAAAUAUAUUGUAUGCUUGUCAUAUCUUAUUAUAUAAUGUGCACUAUGUUUGCAUGUACAGUUUUACAGGAGAUGCACUAGUUCUUUUUGUUAUUAAUAGAGUGUUUUUGGGGAAAAAAAUGUUUUAAAAAUGUCAGAAUAUCUGUACAAAAUGGCCUUAAUCUCUCACUGAAUUCUUGGAAUCGUGCAAUGCCUUCAGAUAUGAAUUGUUCUAUAUUUUGUGUCAGUGUAGAAUUGCUUUCUAGUGUAUAAUCUCUUUGCACAGAUUCAUGUAUCAAAAAACAUAUUGUACUUUUUGCUAAUUGUUGAUUAAUCUGAGAAAGCAUGAUUGCAGUACUGAUUGUCUGGUAAAUCCAUAUGAUUAAAUGACUAUUUCUGUAUCAAAGUAUUGAUUUUGGAAUAAACCUUCUUACUAAACACA
This is a messenger RNA of Tachysurus fulvidraco (yellow catfish), 5298 nucleotides long. RefSeq names its product copine-8. Gene Ontology annotation, molecular function: calcium-dependent phospholipid binding. The transcript is spliced from 20 exons. Lineage: Eukaryota; Metazoa; Chordata; Actinopteri; Siluriformes; Bagridae. Bases 89 to 1834 code for a protein of 581 amino acids. The record is from RefSeq and is a predicted model, not a curated record. Gene Ontology annotation, cellular component: plasma membrane. Gene Ontology annotation, biological process: cellular response to calcium ion.